Mycena indigotica is the source of this 1524-nucleotide messenger RNA. RefSeq lists its product as uncharacterized. The transcript has 4 exons. NCBI's taxonomy places the organism in Eukaryota, Fungi, Basidiomycota, Agaricomycetes, Agaricales, Mycenaceae. Bases 1 to 1524 code for a protein of 507 amino acids. The record is from RefSeq and is a predicted model, not a curated record.
AUGAGUGACAACACGUGGUCCUCCUCUUCCUCCUCCAUCAACUGGUCGCUUUGCAAAGGCGAACAACACGACAGCCCAGAAAAAGUCGGAAAGCCAGACGACGGCAUCUUCAGACACCCAGACCGCGACAGCCGCGAGAGGAAAACCCCGCAGAGCCGCAAACAAGCAGGCACAGACGGUGAAAGAACCCCCCACAGUGGAGGCAGUCAAAAUAUCUUCGACGAAGACAUCCGAAUGGACCCCGCUCCACCCCUCGAAAACCGGGCGCAACCACCGGACACGCUCAACCCGGCAAACACGGCCCCAACCGUACCAACAGGAGCCGCCCCGCCCAACACCAACAAUGCGGGCCAAGAAGGUGGAGCACUAGACCGCCCAAGACCACCCCAGCCGCAACCCCCGUUCACCCUACCCACCCCCGGGACGUUCGCUGGAGCGGAACCAAUCGGCACAAGUACCAAUCCCCACUUUGCCACUCAACCCGCUCAACAAGCCCCCCCAAACAAAAAAGACGGCAAACCGGCAUGCCAACGCAACCCCGGCUCCUGGCCGGAGGUCAUCUUGGACCUCGAGAACCUCAUGGCCCACAUCGACCCGGUCCAACGCGAGGCAAUCGAACGCGAUGAAACAGGCCAAAAUAUGCUCGUUGUAACAAGCCUCGGCGGGGACAUGUACAACCGCCUGAUGGAGAGUGCCGCAAAUGCAGCUCUGGUGAUCGACGCAGGCGACAGAGACGCCACACUCACCGACAAAAUUGCCAACGUCCUCCAAGCAGUAUCGGAAGCCGACAACCCUAUUCGCGUAUGGCUACCGCAAAGCAACGGAACACCGGCCAGAGGCGACAAAUACCACGGGGCGAGCAUUCUGGUCGCCGAAGUACCGACAGCGAGCCAACGCAACAAGAUAAAGAAACAACGCACGUUUGCAUGCACCAGCACCCUCGCAUUCCACGUCGUCCAAGCAUCUGAGUGCAGAGAGUCAUGGGUAGUUGGAGAAUGGCAAACUGGCCGCCAAGAAGAGCCGGAACACCAGAAAGCAUGCAUCCGAGGCGGCCUUUUCAGAGAAAUCACGCAGAGCAAAGACCUCAUGCAAGACAUCGACGCGAUGACCCAGGCGAGAGAAGGCUCACUCCCACUCCGAGCGACAUACUUCCUUGGAUCGCUACAUGCCGUCGUUACGCCGCACGUCAAAGACCCCCUCAUCACGGUGUACCUCAGCCCGUUUGGAGGAGGAACAAGCCAGCAACGAGCGGCAUUCCUCUCUAAACUCCGUGCGGUCAAGUUCUCAUUCGACGUCUAUCACUUCAAACCUAUGCGGAAGAGCGGAGAAGUCCCCAAUUGCCCCAUCUGCAAACUCGCAACAUUCUGGUGGGGCCCGACCCAGACCCUCGGCGAACACACCGAAGGCCCGCUCGCCCUAAACAAGAGAGGCAGAUCGGAACGGGGAAGGGGUGGACGAGGUGGCGCCCCACGCGGCCGUUACGUAAACAGAGGCAGCCGAGGAGGGUACAAUAGUCGCAGAUAA